This is a messenger RNA of Chrysochloris asiatica (Cape golden mole), 516 nucleotides long. RefSeq names its product tyrosine-protein phosphatase non-receptor type substrate 1-like. Lineage: Eukaryota; Metazoa; Chordata; Mammalia; Afrosoricida; Chrysochloridae. The record is from RefSeq and is a predicted model, not a curated record. The transcript has 2 exons. The coding region runs from base 1 to 516 and encodes 171 amino acids. Gene Ontology annotation, cellular component: plasma membrane.
AUGGCUCCCCUGAAAUGGGCUUUACAAUACCAAGAAGCCUUUAAUGAGCUCAAGGAAUGUAAGUUGAGAUUGCCCAGUAUGCUGAUCAGAGCCUGGUUGCUGAUGACCAGGAUGCUGCUUACUGUCUGUUCCAGAACUACCACCUCAAAUGACCUUAAACUUCCCUUUGUUCCCACUUUACCCCAAACCAAGAAACUGCUCACCGUCAGGAUUGGCAGUUUAUUUACACCGACUUGCUUGGCUAGUGACCUCCAUCCAAUAGGACCUGUUCAUUGGUAUAAAGAACAGGAUGGAGUAGAGAAAAUAUUUUAUACUUUUAAGGACAUGAACAGAAAUGACGUAGUCCCAGUGAGUGAUACUUCCAAGGCCAAUAACAAGGAUUUUUCCAUCAGAAUACUGCAGGCCAACUGGUCAAAUAAUGGAACCUAUUAUUGUAUGAAAUUUAGGAAAGGAGGUCCUGCAGAUGUGGAAUUAACAAGAGGCCAAGGAACUAUUGUCAAAAUUGUUGAUGUUUGA